GCUGCGCGAGAUGUUUCCCAAUAUCAGACGGUGACGUCACGGUGCGUGUUUCUGGCCGCUGACGUCAGCAGCGUUGUUGCAGAGUCACUGCGGUUCGUCUGUAAACAAGCCGAAGAAAGAAAAGUCUCCUGUAAGCGACCUGUUUGUGUCCGCUGCUGGUCCCCGGUGGGUUAAAUACUCCGGAGCGGCUCUCAGAGACGAGUCCAGCCAUCCGGACGCGGGUUUUCUUUCUUUAAAUAAAGGCGCAGGUCGUGUUUUCGCGGAGACUCUACGGAGCAAACCUUCAAGCUAGCUACGGCUAGCCUGUCAGUCACUUUAGCUUAGCUUAGCUGCCGUUAGCCUCGCUGGCUAGUCAACAUCCAGGGGCCUGCUGGGAGGGAAACACCCUGUAUGCACUGGGCAUAUCUCUCUGCACUGCGACCAGGAUAUCCUGAACCCUGGGUGGCUGGUCAGAGCGGCCUCCUCCCACCAUGGAGGCAGGAGGGAAGGACUGCGAAGAGGAAACGCUGCAGACGGCCUUCAAGAAGCUGAGGGUUGAUGCUGAGAGUUUACCUGGAGCGGUGAGUGUUUCGGAGGCGUUGGCUCCCAGAGUAGCAUCACGCGCUUGUCUUGACACCAGCGGAGCGAAGCCCAAACUCGGCUGCCCGAAGGACAACUGGCACGGCUGCAUGAGGAAAACAUCUAGAGGAGCGUCCAGAAGCCAGCGGCGUCGGAGGUCCAAGUCCCCCAUCCUCCACCCUCCGAAGUUCACCUACUGCAGCUCCACUGCAGCCUCUGCACUGUCGACCCCUAGUGGCUGCCUGAAGCACCAGCGCCUGGCCGUGCCUGAAGCCUCUGAGCCUCGUCCUGCAGUCGAAGGAAGAAGCGCCUCCUCUGCAGCCGUCCCGGCCCAGAAAGAGCUCUCUUCUUCUUCGGGCUCUCCCAGCCACAUCUCGCCUCUGGUUUUUGGGUCUUGUGCUGGGUAUGAGACGCAUAUCGGGGCUGUGGUUUCCUCGCCGUCCUUACAAGAGAUCCCCGCUGUCAUUGCUACUGUCGCGACAUCAACCCGGCAGGAUGGAGGAAGCUCCGGAGAAGCCCGGUCGACCGAGGAGAAAAGUGCCUGUGACGGAGCAGAGUCCGGAGCCGGAGCACCUCGGAUAACCGGACCAGCAGACGCCGCUGACUUCCGGGCUUUAUCCGAGCUCCACAGUAGCGGCUCCGCAGAAGGCCCCCAGGCUCCCUGCUCCUGUGGCUGGAGGAAUAGUUCAGACUCCCAGGAAAAGAGCCCGCAGGGGGCCGAAUCUCAGUGCCAGUGCCAGACCAGUCAUCAGGGCUGGCACGGCGUGGAGGUGUACUCCUUCACGGGGCUCCGCAAUGUCAUCUCCGAGUGCGAGAGGAGCCUGCCGGGCCACGAGGACCCCACCAGAACACUCGGCACCAACAGCACUGCCGCCACGGCUCCGUCAUCGUCGUCGUCUACGUCGGGCUCCCCUCGCUCGUGUUCGGAGCAGGCACGAGCCUACGUAGACGACAUCACGAUAGAGGACCUUUCUGGCUACAUGGAGUAUUAUCUCUACAUCCCCAAGAAGAUGUCACACAUGGCUGAGAUGAUGUACACUUAAAAAGUAAAAAAAUAUAUAUAAUUAUGAAAUCAUAAUAGAAUAAUAAGAGAUUUUUUUCUGUUGUUGAGAGAAAAGGUGGCCUCGAAGGAAUGUCAGUAGAGGGUAGAAACUGGAUCUGGCAUGAAAGUUUAAUUAUACAACUUUAACUGAUUUUAACGCAGGUUGAAAUGUGUCCACCCCCCCUCACCCCGCUCAUUUUACUAAAACUGACAAAUUACGCCAUCUGUUUCUCAUUAAUUUUGACUUUCUACAUGGAGUUUUGUUUUGUUUUCAGGUUUGAUUUUCAGUUUACAAAUGGAAGUUGCCAAAGCUUUUUGGUGCAGGGUCUCUGAGGGAGAUAAUCGUAGGAACAUGCAGACGUGUAAUGCCAAGUGUUUGUGGUGUUGUGACCUUGAAAAGUCGCCUGUCUGGUUUUCAUUUCACUCAAUAAAAGGAGCAAACUGUGUUGGAAAA
This is a messenger RNA of Micropterus dolomieu (smallmouth bass), 2054 nucleotides long. It is a transcript of the gene oser1, whose product is annotated as oxidative stress responsive serine-rich 1. Lineage: Eukaryota; Metazoa; Chordata; Actinopteri; Centrarchiformes; Centrarchidae. The transcript is spliced from 4 exons. Bases 471 to 1601 code for a protein of 376 amino acids. The record is from RefSeq and is a predicted model, not a curated record. Gene Ontology annotation, biological process: cellular response to hydrogen peroxide.